AUGACAGCUGUGCUCGACUUGACUUCCCUCCCCUCCCCUCGCACCUCUUUCCUCUGGUCUGCUGCCCCGUCGUUGCCCGCCCACAACAGACUACGAGGGCGAGCAGCAGAUGGAGACUACGAGGGAGAGCAGCAGAUGGAGGUGGAGGCGCUAGAGGCGAUUCUCAUGGACGAGUUUGAAAGUGAGUCCCUUUGUUUUGCCGAAUGCCACGAUCCCUCCUUAUUCUCCAUUUCCUCCUCCCUGCUGCUCCCGUCCCCCUUCCCUACUGCCCCCUUCCCCGUCCCUGCUGCUCCCUUCCCCCCUCCCUGCUGCUCCCUUCCCCCCUCCCUGCUGCUCCGCUCCCUCCCCCUUCACGCUGCUCCCUUCCCCCCUCCCUACUGCUACCUUCCCCCUCCCUGCUCCCUUCCCCCCUCCCUGCUGCUCCCUCAAACUGGAUGCAAGGUUGCUCUGCCAGUGUUUUAA
Closterium sp. Naga37s-1 is the source of this 462-nucleotide messenger RNA. The record is from the annotation of a GenBank genome assembly. Lineage: Eukaryota; Viridiplantae; Streptophyta; Zygnematophyceae; Desmidiales; Closteriaceae.